Messenger RNA from Ilyonectria robusta, 312 nucleotides. RefSeq lists its product as uncharacterized. The annotation marks the transcript as partial. The record is from RefSeq and is a predicted model, not a curated record. Gene Ontology annotation, molecular function: oxidoreductase activity. NCBI's taxonomy places the organism in Eukaryota, Fungi, Ascomycota, Sordariomycetes, Hypocreales, Nectriaceae. The transcript has a single exon.
AUGCCGUACCGAGCAAGCAUUCUGUAUUCAAACGAAGAUGAUACGAAAUUCGACAUGAAAUACUAUCUUUCCAACCACAUGCCGAGGGUCCAAGAAGGCUUCAAGUCGUUCGGCCUCUUGAAGUGGGCGGUGACACAAUACGAGGCGGGACCGGACGGAACUCAGCCUCCUUAUGUCGUGCAGACACUUUUGGUGUUUGACAAUGCCGACCAGUGCGACAAGGCUCUAUCUUCGCCAGUGGGACAAGAGUUGAUUGCGGACGUGGUGAACUUCAGCAACAAGUCUCCCAUCAUUCUCGGUGGUGAUGUUGUG